AAAAAAUAUUCUCUUUCUUGGGGUUCCAUUUUUAUUCGUUCGGACACUGUGAUAAUUCGGAAGGAUGUCCUUUCUGUUACCAGAGAUAUCCGUUGGACCGCCAUGCUAGCGCGCUCGAAUGAUCGGCCCUAGUUUACGAGAAUGUAACACGGUUCAGCGAUCACAUUCAUUCUCUGAGCAAUUCUAAUGUAUUAAGGUUCGGGCUUGGUUUACCGUGAAUAUUUUCCUCAUGUUUCUUCAUAUAUGGCGUCCCCACUUUUAUAUCUUGUGUCUGUGUUUACGAUCAUAGUGCUGGAUUUGCCCGUUCAAGGGAAAGUGGCAUUGACGGCCAUUGACACUGGGAUCGAGGUGUUAAAUCGCCAAGAUAGCCAGCAUGUGAUCGCACAGAAGAAUUGGAAGCUGCUUCUCAACUGUUCUGUGACUUCCAAAUAUGGUGCACCGACGAUAACCUGGCUGAAAAAUGGGGUUCCCCUCAACCUCGACAACCGGAUAUCGAAGGACAUCAACGGCUCGCUUUUCUUUAGGAAAGUGGUCAACAAACGUAGGAAAAACAUCACAGACGAGGGUCUGUACGAUUGUCUCGCCUCCAACUCGAAAGGAACGGUGCUGGCCCGCCGAGUCAAACUAGAAAUCAGUGGAAUUUCUGGGAAAUUUUCCCAGCAGCCCGAGGAUGAGACGGUAGAGGAAGGGGCGGUGGCUCGGUUCCAAUGUAAUAUCCGAGCUUCCCCGCCUCCCCUGUACACCUGGCUCAAAGACGACCAACAUCUCAACAAUGACGAUAGACAUUUAAUCAUUUCUACGGGUAUUCUACAAAUCUUGGAUGUGGGUCCGGAUGACGCCGGUCAGUAUUGGUGUACGGCCACUCCGGGGAAGCUCCACGAUCUCCCGGAUCAGGUGGACAGCAUAAAGUGGAAAAAGAGUAAUCCAGCCACGCUCACAGUCAAUCAAGGCUCGGGUAACCGACCCCUAGCUAUCAAAUCUGGACCGGUCAACACCACGGUACAGGAGGGUCAGUCUGUGGUCCUAGAAUGUCUGGUGGACGGAACUCCGGAGCCUCAGGUCACCUGGGAAAGGGAUGACGGUUCAGAUGCAACAAUGGCAGCAGUUAGGUACGGCUUCUCUAACCUGAAAAUCCUCCAGGUGACGACGGCCCACUCUGGUGUGUACAUCUGUAAGGCCAGGAGUGGGGGACGCACAGUGUCGGCCCGCGCCACACUCUCCGUACACACUCGCCCUGAGAUCACGAGGGGUCCACAGAGCGUAGAAAAUGUGCCAGCUCACAGUACCAGGUUUGAAUGCGUUGUCAAGGGCAACCCGCGCCCACGGGUACAGUGGUUGAGAAACGGAACAAGAAUCAAUCUAGCUGCCAAUUACCAGAUUAAAAACAACGAUCUGGUGAUUACGGGGACGGUCCCGCUGGACUCAGGAUACUACCAGUGCGUCGUCGAGAACAACGUUGACUAUGACAUGAGAACGGCCAGACUCCAGAUUGUACCAAUCGAUACGGCAGCACUGCCUCCGCAAGGAAUUAACGUACAGGUACUGUCGCCCACGGCGGUGUUCAUCUCCUGGGAGUCGAACAGUCAUAGACCGGUGUUGGCCUACUCGCUGCACAUCGUCAACCAAGAAACUAAGGAGAAACUGAACACCGAUGUCAUUCAGGGCGUAAACAAGGAGCGGGUGGAGAACCUACAGCCAGCCACUACCUACGAGAUCUCCGUGAGAGCCUACAACAAAUUCGGCGCCAGCGAUUUUUCGGAAGUCACAGUCAUCACUACAUUUGAGAAGGAACCUUCAGUUGCUCCGAUGAUUAGUAUCACCAAGACGACGGCCACCAGUAUCACACUUGAGUGGGACGAGUUGCCAAAGAAACAAAGAAACGGGGUCAUCGUUGGUUACAAAGUGUUUUACCAGAAGGAUGGAGAGACAGUGAUCCGGACAGACGAAGACAACAACGGUCAAAGUCGUUCCUUCGUCAUCAAAGGUCUGGAGCCGAACACUAAGUAUCGUAUCCGUGUGUUAGCUCGGACGAGGGUAGGAUAUCCUGAUCUCAAGGAAGACCGGUGGCCCUGGGUUCACGACAAGACACAACCUCGAUCCCGCCAAAACGACUCUGUUCCUGACCCACCCACCCUGACAGUUAUCUCCCUUAAUGCGUCAUCAGUAAACAUCACGUGGCACCAAUAUAUUCCUCGGGUCCCGGUCACCAUGUAUACAGUCAUUCUGAAGCGCCUCAAAGACUCUGAUCAGUCCCAACACCAGUACGAGGUUCAGCCCACCAAACAGAACCUCAUCCUCACCGAUCUGAUGAAUGAAACAUUUUAUCAAGUUUCACUGACGGUUUCAAACCAAUUUGGAGAAUCUGGAGCGGUGAUUGAGGAGUUUCUUACGUCGGAGAAUCCUCCCCCGCCUGCGCCAAUAAACCUCCACGCGACGUUUCUGGCGGCGCGCAUCAUCCGGGUCGAAUGGUCGCAACCCGAGUUUACCUCAGAAAUCCACUCCUAUAGCGUCCAGUACCGCCCUGACAGAGCAGGCUCCAAUGAAGAAUCCUUUGUAACUAGUGAAACGACCCGAGCGGACAUUGUGGGCCUGAUGCCGUACACUUACUAUUACAUAGAGGUACAGGCCAUAGCCGGAACCAGGACAAGCAAGUUCAGCAAAUCCAUUCUGGAGCGUACACAAGAGGAUGUGCCGACUGUUCCCCGGAACAUCAAGGUCAGUCUGGAACAUGGCGGGGCCUUAGUCCAGUGGGACAGUCCAGACUUUCCCAACGGGAAUAUCACCACCUAUAUAGUUCGAUAUGGCCUUCAGACACUAACCAGCAGCUGGAAAUCCUUCAGGAUCAAUGGUUCCCGAACGAUGGUUCUGAUUGACAAUCUGAAGCCAGGGCUCUACGUUGUGGAAGUGACGGCAUGCACGAGUGCCGGGCAAGGUCCGAGGUCCAAAAACACCAUCCACAUCCUAGGCGCAGGAGAGCAGGUCACAGCCAAGCCUGCCGGGAAUACGUCUCACCCUCAACAGCUGGGCAUUAUUCUGGGGAUCACGAUCGGUGUUGUGUGUAUUAUCAUCUGUAUCCUCAUCAUCCUGCUCCGAAACAAGUGCUUCAAUAACCCUCCGCCUGGACACCCACAUGUACAGGCGGUCCGUUUCCACGGCAAUGGACACGUGCCACGACAUGGUAACGGCCACGCUGUUCCUGUGUCGGACCGGGAGAUGGAUCCCUAUACUCCGAUGCUGGACGGACACUACGAAAAUCACCUGCUAGAUUCAAAGGGAUGUGGCAGUGGAAACAUCAUUGUGACUCCCAACGGCACCAGGGUGAACGGUUACGUGCCGUUCUCCAACGGAUUACGGAAUGGACAUUUACACAACGGUCAUGUGACGACAGUCAUCGGUUUCGCGAACGCCAAUCAGCAGGAGGAAACCCGUGGAUUGAUUGCGGCCAUGCUUGCCAACGACGGGAAUACUGUGACUGAUGAUCUGAGUCACUUGUACAAGACGAGCAGCCCCGACAAGACAUCACUUGACGACAUCGAUAAAAGCAUUAGUGGCACAGACUCGGACCAGAACACCUCCACCGGAUCAGCUGAACUACCUCCAAUUGCAUGUUGUCUUGACGACGGGACAACAGCAUGUUGCCAUGAUGAUGAUAGUGGUUGUCACGGUGACAACAGCAGUUGCCCGCUGGUUGGGACGUAUCCUCACGAAGAGGAGGAUGAGGAUGUUGCACAGAUGCGACCUCCACUGGAGGUCGACACACAACAGGGGGUUCGUCCUCCCGACCCGCAACGCUCAGCUCAGUGUGCAGCUACAGAUCCAGAUCACCUAUUGGAUGAAGAGGGGCGUGUCUGCAGUGCAGGACGCGCCCCUCGUGCGCAGCUACCUCCACGGGCGAUGCCCACAACCUCCGUUUUCUCAGACGGGGAAGAUAACAGAAACCACUCCUCUACCUCAGUGAGCCCCAAGCGUCUUGCGACUUCUACCUCAGCUAGAGCAGGCGCGGGGGAUAUUGACAAUAUGCGUGCCCCUGCGACAGGGGUUGGGGCCCCCUCACAGGCCCCUCAGGGGACACCUACCUCAGGGAAAGGCAGUCCUGUUGUGACGCCUACCGAUGAGAAUACCUCUUCAAUUCAACAACCUAACAACCUCGCACCAUCGGCGGCGGUGACCAUCGUACGGGGAAACGACAAUCAGUCACGUCCGUCGCGCGUCCAGGGCAGUACGUCCUCCAGCCCUCGUGUCCCUGGGGGCAGGGGGUCGUACCAGCAGCCUCCCCCACCCCCUUACCCUGGUCCCCGGGACCUAGCAAUGCAUCGUAUACCUCAGGAUUCACUCAGGCGAGACCACAAUUCGGUGGCAGCAAGGCGACAGUUUCAGGAUGUUGCCGUCUAAGUGUUAUGAUCCGCAUACUAGAAAGGGAAAAAUAUUUGUGAUUUUUUUUCUUAGUGUUCAAGACAAACUUUAUGGAAAUAUGGGUUUUAAGAAACUAACUUACAAAAUGUUGUUUUUGUACGGAGAGCUGCUGUAAUGAAAUCAGAUGGAACAAGACAAUGUGAAAGUUUGAUUCGGGAAAGAUCCCAAGGUCAUUGAGAAGCAGGUAGAAUAUUUGAUGGAGGGAUCAAAUAUUCCAAGGUAGAUAACUCAAGUUGGGAUUUAUUCAAUAGGUGGAGCGAUGUCACUAGGGAAAUCUUACCGAAUCCAUUGAACCAUCUUGAUGUAAUCACGACUGGUAAAGACUUUUAAGACCACAGUCAUGUGAGAACACGUUAAUCUGCAGCUCCUUGUAAUGAAAACAAAAACAAAUUUGAUAUUCGGAAAAAUGCGGGUACUUCAGUUUCCUCCAAAUAUGUUUAUGCUCUUAUUUACACUGUUAUUGCUAUGGUUACGGUAGAAUGUGGACGUCAUUACCAAAACCAAACUUUUUAUUCAAGAUUACCUCUUUUUAAAGUGAAUGGCGUUGUUUAUAUAUAUCUAUAUAUAUAUAUAUGUAUCAUCUCGGUGAAAUGUUUUUUGUGCAUGAACAGGCAGAGACUGCUGACAUACUUCAUUAUCGUGACGGUUUCCAUGGUAAUGCCAUUUUAAAACAAAUGAACUAUAUUAUGAAUUGAUUAUAUAUGUACAUAUAUGUAGCUCAGGGUAGGAGGGAAGGACGUGGUGCUGUGGAGAAGGCUACACCCUUGGGGGCGGGGGUCAAGGUCGGUGGAUGUGCCUCCAAGGUCAACUUUGGGUGGAUACAAAUGCUGUGCAAGCACCACCUACAGUGCAAAAAGAGUCAGGAACAAUCAAAAUUGUUUUCCACGCUGCACAACAACGUGGAAUAAUGCUGAUUCUCCACUGGGAGAAGUGAGAAAACUUUUCGGAAGCCUCGCCCACAGCGAAGUGGCUGGAUGUACUGAAUAGGCCCCGCCUACAGUGGAGGCAGGAUGUGUCAAAUAGGCCCCGCCUACAGUGGAGGCAGGAUGUGUCAAAUAGGCCCGCCUACAGUGGAGGCAGGAUGUGUCAAAAAGGCCCCUCCCACAAUGGGAGUGGUAUGUGUGAUUUCGGCCCCGCCUUCAGGGGUGCUGCCAAUAAGGAAAGAAAGGGUAUGUUUUUUCCAUGCUCCGAGAUAUAAGUACUGUUUGCUGUUUAGGCAAAAAGUACGGGAUUGGAGUGUUCUCCAGUGAUUGGUUGCCAAAAUUAUGGAAUGUUCUAGCAGAAUUACGGGAACCAACAGGAAACUUGCUGACAGGAUCAUUUGCUGUAGAUUAUAAAUGUAAAAUUUACAGAGGAAUUUAAAUCAUCAACCCAAGUAUGCACAAGACUUGACCGACAACAGCUGACUUUCACAGAGCUGUUGCGAGAACGGAAUAUUUACGGCGAGAUUACAACAGGAAAGAAAUAAUCACUACUGGUGUUUUUUAAACGACAUGAAGCAGAUUCUGAUGGAAGAAAGAGUUCAGAAAGAAGGGGAACAACUGUUACUUUUACUGGCAACCCCUAGAUACAAUAUUAUUUAUUGUCUUUUUUAUGUCCUUGUAUAUCAAACAUGAGACGUAAUACAUUCUGUACUUGGUACCUCCUCUACUGCGAUGUUAUCACACAGACCAGAUUUAGAUCUAUGCCAACUUUGAUUGGUGGCAUCUUGUGAUCCCUAGAACAACAUCUUAUUACGUUUGUAUUAAUUGAUAAUUUUGAGUUUCGGCUAUUUGGCGACUUGUGGAAGAUUCUAAUUUUCAAGAUAUUAAAAGCAAUGCUUUCACAAUUUUGAUAAGUUUCAGAAAAUUUGGAUAAGUAACCGGUAAAUGGAUAAUGAGCAGAAAUUAAAUCUGGUCUGGAGCUGUACUCCCCUGCAAACUACAAUAGACUCAACCUGUCUACUGAAGUUUAAGGGAGGUAACUGUAGAGGAGCAAAAAACAAAAACAUUACGGUGGAAUUAUACAAAAAACAAUCUUGAUGAUUUUUAAAUAUUUCUUUAUAAGAUGUUUAUUAUGUACCUAAUAGUGCUAUUUAUUUCAUUGA
This is a messenger RNA of Mizuhopecten yessoensis (Yesso scallop), 6499 nucleotides long. RefSeq names its product protogenin B-like. The transcript is spliced from 21 exons. Gene Ontology annotation, biological process: axon guidance; cell-cell adhesion. Bases 244 to 4392 code for a protein of 1382 amino acids. The record is from RefSeq and is a predicted model, not a curated record. Gene Ontology annotation, molecular function: protein binding. Gene Ontology annotation, cellular component: plasma membrane; axon. NCBI's taxonomy places the organism in Eukaryota, Metazoa, Mollusca, Bivalvia, Pectinida, Pectinidae.